Messenger RNA from Eublepharis macularius, 5259 nucleotides. It is a transcript of the gene SH3GL1, whose product is annotated as SH3 domain containing GRB2 like 1, endophilin A2. Gene Ontology annotation, biological process: synaptic vesicle uncoating. Gene Ontology annotation, cellular component: cytoplasm; glutamatergic synapse; presynapse. The record is from RefSeq and is a predicted model, not a curated record. Gene Ontology annotation, molecular function: protein binding. The transcript is spliced from 11 exons. Bases 481 to 1587 code for a protein of 368 amino acids. Lineage: Eukaryota; Metazoa; Chordata; Lepidosauria; Squamata; Eublepharidae.
UCCUGAGGGAGCGAGAGCGGGAUUGAGCUCAGCCUGCGCUUCCCUGUGUGUUUGUCCGUCUCCCCCUUUUUCUGUUGGUCCGUCCUGCCUUUUCUCUGUUCCCUCGAUCCGGGACUACUUUGUGUGUCCAUCCGCUCCAGUCAAUCUGUCAGCGAGUCUGUCCGUCUGUCGUUCCUUCCUCCCUCCCUCCCUUUCUGGUCCUCCCCAAUACCGGCCUGUCGCUCGUCCUCCCAGCCUGCUGAGCCUUCCUUCCCUCAGGGAUUUUUUUUUUGCUGUUCCUCCGGCCUCCUCCUCACUGAGGGCUAGUCUCUUUGGACUCUCCACUGUGCCUUGGGCGGCUGGUCAGGCCUGGGUUGGCUUGCAGCUCCUUGGGGACACCUCUGGAUCCAAAUUCUGGACUGUUUUAUCCGUUUCUCUCGUAGCCUCGACUGGGUCUCCCUGUCCGCGUGAGCCUGUUUCAGUACCUGGAAAAGAGCCAGCAUGUCCGUGGCUGGGUUAAAGAAACAGUUCUACAAAGCCAGCCAGCUGGUCAGUGAGAAGGUUGGAGGUGCUGAGGGGACCAAGCUGGACGAUGACUUCAAGGAAAUGGAAAAGAAAGUGGACCUCACCAGCAAGGCUGUCACAGAAGUCUUGGCCAGAACAACAGAGUACCUCCAACCCAAUCCUGCCUCCCGGGCCAAGCUGACAAUGCUGAACACGGUGUCUAAGAUCCGUGGGCAAGUGAAGAACCCCGGCUACCCACAGUCCGAAGGACUCCUUGGUGAGAGCAUGAUCCGCUACGGCAAGGAGCUGGGGGAUGAGUCAAAUUUUGGCGACGCCCUUCUUGAUGCUGGUGAGUCCAUGAAGCGCCUGGCUGAAGUGAAGGACUCCCUGGAUAUUGAAGUCAAGCAAAACUUCAUCGACCCCCUUCAGAAUUUGUGUGAUAAGGACUUGAAAGAGAUCCAGCAUCACCUGAAAAAGCUAGAGGGCCGGCGCUUAGACUUCGACUACAAGAAGAAGCGCCAGGGGAAAAUCCCCGAUGAGGAGCUUCGGCAAGCCCUGGAGAAGUUUGAGGAGUCUAAGGAGGUCGCGGAGACGAGCAUGCACAACCUCCUAGAGACUGACAUCGAACAAGUGAGCCAGCUCUCAGCUCUGGUGGAAGCUCAGCUCGUCUACCACAAGCAAGCAGUUCAGAUCCUCGACGAGCUUGCUGAUAAACUCAAACGCAGAGUAAUGGAGGCUUCCUCACGCCCCAGACGGGAGUAUAAACCGAAGCCCCGAGAGUCUUACGAAUUUGGAGAGUCCGAUCAAUCCAAUGGCGGCUUUUCCUGCAACCCCACCCCUAAAGUCUCAGCAGCUUCCUCCUCUUUCCGAUCCGAAAAACCAUCCCGGACCCCCAGCAGGAAUUUUUCUCACCUAGACCAGCCCUGCUGCAAGGCGUUGUACGACUUUGAGCCCGAGAACGACGGGGAGCUGGGCUUCAAAGAGGGCGACAUCAUCACGUUGACCAAUCAGAUCGACGAGAACUGGUACGAAGGGAUGAUCAACGGCCAGUCAGGCUUCUUCCCACUGAACUACGUGGAAGUGCUGGUCCCGCUACCUCAGUGAGACUGCCUCUCUCGACUUUCCCGUUCCUGGUUUUCGAGCUCCGUUCUCCCCCCUCACCUCCUGCACACAGAGAACACUUAGGGGACAGGGGGGGGGUAGCACAAAAGUCCGGACUUUCUUCUUUACAUUCCAAGUGGUAACCUGACACUAAUUUUUUCCCGUCCAGCCGGUGGAAAUGGAAGGGUGAUUGUAUCAGCAGAAGUCUUGAUGGAAAGGAACAAACCGGGGGUGGGCAUGAAACACAAGCGAGGUUAAUUCUGACCCCAUGCAUCUCCCUAGACUUCCCUGUUUUGGGGUGCUUGAAUUGAGAUGUCAAGCCAAAUAGGGCCUGCACUUGUACAUUGUGUGCCUCUUGUUUUUGCUUUGUGAUUUUUUUUGUUCUCUUCCCUCUCCACCUGCCCCAUAAAGCACACUGCCAGAGCUGGAAACUUGAGAGUGCACAGCUUGGUUUAUGGGUCUUUCUGGGUGUGUGUGGGACCUGCCAUUGUGGAUUGUGCCUGUAUGUCCCAAAGUGCACGAUGAUUUUCUGAACUUGUGAAGCGCGUUAAACACUACCAGAGAACUAUAGGGGACAGAAACAGAUCUACUUGGUCCAGUUGUAGCCAUCGUGGAUCUCUGUUAUGGUUUUCUUCCCCGUGCCCCUUUCACACUGUAUGUGUACCUAGAAAAUUCUUCUCGGGAAACAGAUGAGCAUUUAUAUGAGAAUCAAAGGACUGAGUUCUUAUUCCCUAGAUUUGGGCUGUACAGUUUCAGACCACUGAUGAAGAUUUGAAGGGUUGAAUGCUGCUUUGUACCCCAAAUUUCCUCGCAUGCAGAAAACAAGCAUGUCAGGCAAAAGGUGAAAUUAACAUUCUUCUUGACAUUGUAGUAUUUGGCAUAAAGGGAACUUUUUUUUUUUUAAUAUGAAGGAACAUUCAGUCUGCAGGUGCAAGCUGACCCGCUCACAUGAAAACUAGGACCCAAAAUGAGGUUUUUGAACUGUGGGGUCCCCGUGGAAGGAUUGUGAGAAAUCCUUUGUGGUACUCCACAGUAAUUGGGCACAACUGACCCUCCAAGCCCCUUCUCCGUUAUUACCUUCCCUUAUCUUUGGGGGGCUGCUGGUUCUAUGGUCUCAUUCUCCGUGUUCUGCUCAUAAAGCACGGGGCACCGGCAGCCAUACUGAACGGUCAGUUUCCUGGCCCCAGCGCAAGGCCUGAUGGCAACGUGGCCUUGGGGCUCAGGUUAUGGCUGCUUCCAACUUAGGAUCAGCAUCCUUACUGGGUCACCCGCAGUGACCUUUUGGAAAUCCUGGGCCUCAUAUUCCGGCACCUUCUGUUUCAGAACCGGUCUGAGGCCCUUGCCUCAAAGAAGGCUGUUGGCCCACCCCAAGCCCCUCGCUUGUUCCAGUUCAGCGUGCCUUGUCUUGGCCUUCCUUGUCAAACCCCGGGUCCCGUCUGCAAAGGAGAACCCCUCCAUCAUUCCAUCCUCUCGCUUGUCCCCAGUCUCCAAACUGGGCCCAUCUUGUCCUGUUCUCCACCGCUGUGGUGUUAUUUUCCCCUGUCCAAAUGGGUUGAAACUGGUUUGCCGCAGCUUCGCACAAAGAACCGGAGCCCCCACUACAGAACUGCCCCAUCAGGAGGUCCUAAUUGGGAAGCUGUGGCUCUUGGAGCCGCUCGUGUGUUGGGUCUGUGCCCCCUGAGGGGACACAGAGGCUGGUACCUCUGUGGGCAAAAGAACACAAAACGAGAGCAUUUCAGCUGGUUUCCUGAAGGUAAAGUUUCUGAAUUGGUUCCUUGGGGGCUGUGUCAUUACAUACCUUUCAUAAAAAAGUCAGCCAACACAGCCAUCUCCCGCUAUAUGCCAGGACCAUCGCUAAUGCAGCAAUAUGGCAGGACUGAGCCUAGAAAUGUAUGUCAGUUUGUCACCUCAGCACAGUCUAGUGGAAAUCUGACUUGGGCCCAACCUCAGCUAAUCCUCAUCCACUGCAGCCAAUAUAUGUUGCACAGAACAAGGCUAGAGUGCGCCACUUGGCAUAUUUGAAUCCUCUCCCCGAUACAAAGCUUCCUGUCUGCUUGCAGAAAGCCAGCCUAUCAGGGAGUCUACUUUAACCGCUCCCUCUAAUGUGCGAGUGUCCUACAUGCAGGGAGAUGUUUUUAACUCCUUUCCAAUGCAAAAACAUAGUACCCUGGCAGCCAUGUGAAGUCUGUUGCCCCUGCCUCUGUACCAUGUCUGCUGUCAGAGGUGUCCUUGCACAUCUUUGAAUUUGUGGUGCAUAUUGAAAACACGGGCUGGUCAGUCAGAUUGAUUCUGCCGUUUCUUAGUAGGAUAUGUAUCUUUAUGCAGAAGCAUUUCUUUUAGCAAAACCCCUUCCCCUCUCGGGAUUCCCAGCCAGCAAGAGUGUAGGCUGGAUUCCCGGGCUGUGUGGCUUCAGGGGUCCCAAGCACUUAAAUCCUUCUUUGCCCCCUAGAAAUUCUCCUUUCUCCAGGUUUAGCCUGGAGCUGGGGUGUGGUGGUGGCGGCGGCGAUGAAAUUUGCAGAAGAUUUCAUUGCAGUAGACCAGCAGGACUGAUAAUCUCUGGCCUUCCAGAAAUGGUAACUGUAUUUCUCCUGCCCCACGCCCCCCCUCAAGUCCCUUUACAUGCUCUCACUGCAGGCAGUGGGAUCAAACACAGAUGUGGGAGGUUUCUAAGAGGGAGUCUUGCAAUUGCCCUCCUUCCACUGCCACCCCAUUCCCUCAAGGGACUUGAAUUUGGGGCGGGGGGCAGUUAGGGUGUUGCUCUGCCUACAUGUCAAUAGCUCAAAAGUUGUUUUUCCGUGGCACUUGUAUUGGGGGGGGGCACUAAUUUUCUAUCAGGCUUUUUAAUGUUGAGGCCUGACAUUUUAUAAAAAUAACAACGGGGCAGGGGGGAGGACAAAAUUGUAAGAGUUAUUUUUUCUGCCUCCCAGCAGAUCUUUUUAUAUCCACCUUUCACUUACUCUUUUUUCUUUCCUAAUCGAAUUUCCCUCCACCUGUUAACUCCAGUAUUGAGAUACCCACAAUAUUUAUGUACAAUAUAUAUAUAUAUAUAUCUAAAAAUAAUAUUUCAUUGUAAUUAAUUUUUUUCCUUGCCCAACCAUGGUGGGGGGUGGAGGGGAGAAGCAAUUCAUUUUAGCCUGUAAGGGUCUCAUAAAUGCUGCUUUAAAACAAAAUAAAAAACUCUUUCUUGCUGGUGGAACUUUUUCUAACCCCCUCCCCCCAAUCACAUUCAUACAGAAAUAUCUUUGUGGUAUACAUAUUCUGUUUCCUUCCUUCCCCACCCCCACACAUAGCCCCAAAGUGUUUUGUGGCUGUAACAGUAAUGCCCCCCCCCCCACCAAAAAAAAACUUCACUAAAAACAAACUAUUUGCAGGCCUGGUUAUUUGGGGGAGGGGCGGUCACUGCAGGAUUAAAAUCUUUUGCAUUUGUAAGCAAUUCUCAUGCCCCCCCCCCCAAUCUCUCUUACCAGUAUCUCUGGAAGCAAAACUAUGUUGUGGGGAGGGGGCAGCUUUGUACAUACUUUCUCUAACCAGUAGCAGCACCUCGCCAGGAUGUAACUUUUUGGCAGCUGGUCCGUUGGAGUGAAAUGAAUCUCUUUUUUUCUUAGUCUGGGCAAUGUAUUGAAAUGUUUUUUUCCUCGUUUAUGGAUUCCCGAUCUUUUUUUUUUUCUUUUGGAA